AUGCCCUCCGAGCCUACCAGAUGGCCAGCAAAGACUGUGCGCGACACAUUUCUGAAUUUCUAUAAUGAGAGAAAUCAUGUGUUUGUUCCAUCCUCCUCGGUCAUCCCUCACAACGACCCAAGUUUGUUGUUUACCAAUGCUGGAAUGAACCAAUACAAGUCUAUCUUCCUUGGUACUGUCGACCCAAACGCCGAUUUUGCCCAUUUGAAACGCGCGACCAACUCCCAAAAAUGUAUACGCGCAGGGGGCAAACACAACGACCUGGAUGACCGCGAGGCUAUUGAGUACUCUUGGGAUCUACUCAUUCGUGUCUUUGAGCUGGAUGCCAGCAGACUCUACGUCACCUAUUUCGAAGGCUCCUCAUCCCUAGGUCUUCACCCUGACAGCGAUGCAAAGCAGUUGUGGCGUCAGAUUGGUGUACCGGAUGACCAUAUACUACCCGGAAAUAUGAAAAAUACCUUUUGGGAAAUGGGAAGGCAAGGGCCCUGUGGGCCUUGUAGUGAGGUCCAUUACGAUCGCAUUGGUGACCGCAAUGCUGCACACCUCGUUAACAUGGACGACCCCAAUGUUGUUGAGAUCUGGAAUAUUGUCUUUGGCAAGACCUCGAAUUAUGACACAGAUCUCUGGAUACCUCUAUUUGAGAAAAUACAAGAUAUCACCGGUGCACGCCCGUACCAAGUGAUGUUUGGUGCUGAUGACGAUGGCAUUGAUACUGCCUAUCGGGUUGUGGCUGACCACGCUCGUACUUGCACGAUCGCGAUCUCUGACGGUGCGAUUCUUGAUAGUGUCGGUCGGGGCUAUGUGAUAAGAAGGAUCCUGCGACGUGGUGUACGCUACGCCAGGAAGUAUCUCAAUGCAGAGAUUGGCUCUUUCUUCUCAAAGAUUAUACCCACAGUUGUCGAGCAGCUUGGAGAUAUCUUUCCCGAGGUUCGUGUCAAGGAAGAGCUUGUGAAACAGAUUCUGAAUGAUGAAGAGCAUGCCUUCGCAUUAACCCUUGAUCGCGGAGAAGCAAUAUCUGUAAAGUACGCCCAAAAGUGUCAUCACAUUGGCUCAAAGAUCUUCCGGGAGAUGAUGUAUGGCGCCUUUACGACACAUGGAUUCCUCAUUGAUCUAACGAAGCUGAUGGCUGAGGAGCAAGGUCUAAAUAUUGACUUGGAUGAAGUGUCCGCCGCCCAGGAGAACCCCCGGGAGGCUAGCAAAGCCGCAUUAGAAAACAUGCCCGGCUUGAAGAGAACCGAUGAUACGUCAAAGUACAUCGAAGGCCCAGUCAGGUCAAUCAUUCGGGCCCUAUACUACAACAAGAGUUUCGUUGACAGUACAUCCGAUGUGCCAAACGAUGCGCGAUUUGGUAUCCUCCUGGAGAAAACGAAUUUCUACGCCGAAUCGGGUGGUCAAAUCUACGAUACCGGGCGAUUCAUUAUCGCCGGCGUUGCUGAAAUGACUAUCACCAAUGUUCAAUCAUAUGGGGGCUACGUACUACAUACUGGCUAUUUGAAAUAUGGUGUUAUGAAUGUUGCUGACAUGGUGACCGCUGAGAUUCAUCAAAUGCGACGACAGCCAGUACGCCUCAAUCAUACAGGUACGCACAUUCUGAAUUUUGCAUUACGAGAAAUAUUGGGUCCAGAUGUUCAUCAAAAAGGAUCAUUGGUUACCCCCGAGAAAUUACGCUUUGACUUCUCUCUCAAAUCCGGGCUCAGCGAAAUCGAAAUUCAGAAGCUCCACAAGCUCUCUCGGCAGGCUAUCGAGGACGAUCAGCAAGUAUUUGUUGCGGACGUUGCAUUAGGAAGCGCGCGCCAAAUUGAAAGCAUUCGCACAAUACCUGGGGAGACAUACCCCGAUCCCACCAGGGUCGUCUCUGUCGGAGUGCCUGUCAACACUCUCCUUGCCAAUGUUUUCAACAAAGACUGGUGGAAGUACAGUGUUGAAUUUUGCGGCGGCACCCAUGUUGAGAGAACAAGUGAGAUUGAGGACCUUGUCAUUAUCGAUGAGUCCGGAAUUUCCAAGGGAAUCCGGCGAAUUGUAGCUGUCACUGGCCAAGCGGCAUACGAAGCCCGACAGAAUGUAGUCCGUCUAGAGGAGCGUUUAGUGAGCAUCGAAAGCAUGGAUACCUCUCCUGCAAAAGAGACACUUGCCAGGCAGACACAAACCGAAAUGGCUUCACUGCCCAUUUCCCUUACGGAUCGAAAACAGUUCACCAAGCGACUCGAAGAAUGUGCCAAGAGAAUGAUAAAAGAGCAAAAGGAAAUUCAGAAAUUGCAACUUGAAAUCUUGAUCACGAGCCCGAACGAGACCGCAUUCGUUUUCAAAAUCCCAGUUGCUUGUUCCGCCCGAAGCAUCACAGAGGCUAUAAAAUAUGUCGCCUCUAACCAUGACGACAAGAGCGUGUACUUCAUCGGCAUCGAUGCUACCGGCAAACGAGUUUCACACGAAUGUUUUGUUGCCCCUGUGCAUGCGUCAUAUGGCCUCAUAGCAAAUGAAUGGACGGCAGAAGUUGCGAAUUUUAUAGGUGGAAAAACCGGUGGAAAAGGCACUACAAGCGUUGGGAAUGGGGCCGAAGAGGCCAAGAUAGAGGAUGGUCUCACCACUGCGAGAAUGUACCUCGAGAACUUGAAGAUUUGA
Molecule: messenger RNA, 2619 nt
Organism: Penicillium malachiteum
Lineage: Eukaryota; Fungi; Ascomycota; Eurotiomycetes; Eurotiales; Aspergillaceae
Product: alanyl-tRNA synthetase
Exons: 7
Coding region: 1-2619 (872 amino acids)
Biological process (GO): alanyl-tRNA aminoacylation; tRNA modification
Cellular component (GO): mitochondrion; cytoplasm
Molecular function (GO): aminoacyl-tRNA deacylase activity; alanine-tRNA ligase activity; amino acid binding
Source: RefSeq, a predicted model, not a curated record